CCAAAAUCGCUCGCUGCAAGUGCGUUUGAAUCACAUGAGGUAGAUUACUGAAACAUUACACUACUGUCACUUGAGAGACUUAGCAAGCGAAGUCGGAGAAUGAGCUGAAAUGACAGCGAAUGUAGAGACGAGACGAAGAAAACUCGGGGCAGAUACAGAAAAACAAGAACCCAUUGUAUCUCUUUCCUCCGAUCUUUUGGAGGAUCAUAAUGGAGUUGGAGUUCAUUUCCCAUGCGGUGACAGGGUUUGUGUAGCUCAUGUGCACUCAGAUGCUGGUGAUGGCGCCCAUACAUCUAAACAACCCAAGAGAACAUGCAGUCUUGGUGAUGAAACCUGGGACGAGAACCCGUGCAAGACUACGAUAAGUGCAGAAAAUGAAGUGGAGGCACAAAAACUUGCAAAUAAUUAUAAGUUUGGAUUCAGGAAAUGGAAAAGUCAUGUGACAGAGCGACCCCUGGAAGAGAGAUCUGAUGUUGUGAAGGAGCUUUACUCUGAGCUAAACGUUAUUAAACCUUACUCAGUGGGUUCAUUGUUCAAUGCUGGCAAUAUACUUUAUGUGUUCCUGUUUGGCUGGUGGAUUUCCCUGGUUUAUGUUAUUGUUGGUGUCCUAAUGUUCCUCACAGUUAUAGGAAUACCAUACGGGAAACUCUGUUGGAGAUUGUCCUGCUAUUUUCUGUGGCCAUUUGGGAAAGCCAUUCAAAAGGUCGAUGUUUCAGUGCCAACACUCAGUGUGAUGAUCUUCCAGGAUGGCACUUCUGUAGAGGCAGAGGAGGAUGGAAAGCCAUCUUCUCUGUUACUGCCAACACCCGUGGAGGAGCCCAUAGAUGAAUCGACAGGAAAUCUACAGGAGGACCGCUAUUGGUGUCAUGUGAGCACAUACGUGUGGCUGUUGGUGGGUUACCCUAUCCUGGCCCUCACACACUCUUUAGUGUGCUUGAUCUCCUGGCUGCUGGUUUUUACAAUCCCUGUUGCAAAGAUGAGCGCCAAGACCUUACACAGCAUCUUGCUCGUAAACCCUGAAUAUAUUCAUAUUAGCCAAGUCACAGAGGUUCAGGAUGAGGAAGACCAAGUCAUUCUGUGCUGCUAUCAUGCAGUGAACCUCUACUAUUAUAAGUACACAGUGGAUGGGAUCAAUGUUUUUGCUGUUAAUCUCUUACCAUUAGUUAUAGUGUCACUAGUGAUUGGUUAUGUUGACCAAACAAACCAGUUUGCUAGUUCUGAAGUCAAAUUUGCCACAGCCGUCAGCUCCAUCAUCCCUCUCUCCUAUUACAUUGGCAUGGGCAUCGCUAGUAUAUCCGCUCAGAGCAACUUUGCUGUCGGUGCCGUGGUGAACGCUACGUUCGGCUCCAUCACGGAGUUAACCUUUUACAUCACAGCCUUGGUCAGAGGUCACCGUCAGAAAAAUACAUGCCUGCAGGAGAUCGUAAAAGCGGCUCUUACUGGGACCCUGCUGGGCUGCAUACUUUUUAUACCAGGGAUAUGUAUGAUAAUCGGAGGCAUCAAGCACAGGGAACAGAGGUUUAACAGUCGCUCAGCAGGUGUCAGCUCCUCUCUGCUCUUUAUAUCAAUAGGAGGAGUGUUUGCUCCCACUCUCUUCUCUAAAGCUUAUGGGAAUCUAAUAUGUGAGGACUGUACCAACUCUACAAGAUCUAACAGCACUGGAUCCUUCACAUGUAAAAGCUGUCACUAUGACCUGAGUGAAAAUAACUACAGCCUGUUUCACAGUCACGUUGAGCCUCUGGUGUACACCGUUUGUGUUCUCCUACCUGUGUCCUACAUCAUCGGCCUCAUCUUUACUCUCAAAACUCAUUCGUACAUUUAUGACAUUCAUGUUGGUGAUGGAACUGGUGCAGGUCAUCUAGGAGCAUCAGUGCACUGGUCCCGCUGGAGAUCUUUACUCAUCCUGAUCAUCGCCACAGUUCUGAUGUCUGCCUGUGCCGAUCUGACCACUGAACACAUUCAGCCUAUACUCAAUUAUCCAUCUAUAUCUCAGUAUUUUAUAGGUGUGACUGUUUUAGCCAUGGUUCCUGAAAUACCAGAAAUCGUCAAUGGAAUCCAGUUUGCUCUCCAAAAUAAAAUCAGCUUGAGUUUCGAGGUUGGAAGCUGCAUCGCUGUGCAAGUGUGCAUGAUUCAGAUACCGAUCCUGGUUUUAUUCAACGUCUUUUAUGAUGUUGGGUUUGUACUCCUCUUCAGUGACCUGCACCUAUGGGCCAGCAUCUUCAGUGUUAUUGUUGUCAACUAUAGUUUUAUGGAUGGAAAAUCUGAUUACUUUCAAGGUACUGCUCUGGUAGUGGUUUAUUUUAUCCUACUUGCACUGUAUUUCUUCGCACCCUCUCCUCCUGGAUGCUGAGAAUAUCAAACAUUGCAGCUCGCCGCAUUUAUGGUGUUUGAAACAAAAAACUAUGACAGAUUAUUGUAAGUUACUUUCAAUUUUACACUGUUCUAUUAACAAUUCAUCCUUUAGCAUAUCAUUGACAGUUCUUUUCACUUCUACAAUAAGGACUGGACCCAUUUCAGCACUUUAAUAUGUAUAUACUGUAGUCUUAGGUACAAAAGAAGGCUUGAGACAAUGAAAGAACUUAUGGAUUUAAUAUUUUACUAAAAAUAAUGUGCAAAAUAAAUUAUGGACUGUACAGAAAUAAUACAUAAAGGGGUAGUUCACCCAAAAAUAAAAAUUCUGUCAUCAUUUAAUUUUUAAAUGAUGACAUUUAAAAAUUAAUUAUUUUUGGGUGAACUAUUACUUUAAAGCUUUAUUUUAAUAUAAAACCUAUUAGGUGUUUUACAAAAGAAAGAGAUUAUUUUUAGUUUAUGUUCUAGUAAAACUAUCAAGUUGGUACUUAUGGUCCAUCAAUACUUGAACUUCAUUUAUUUGAAACCUUACAGCUAAUGUUUACAUAUAGAAAAGCCAUAUUUUGAUGGUAUUUGUAUUAAUGAAUAGAAGUGUGUGUGUACCUACUGUACAGUAUUGUGUGUUGUUCACCAUCUAUAAUAUGGUAUGAAUUUGUACAGGUGUAUGUGUAUAGAUGUCUCAUUUAACUGUAUUUAAUACUUUAUUUUCUAAAUAUUUCUGACAAAACAUUAUUGCAUUUAAAGGCGGGGUGCAUGAUCUCUGAAAGCCAAUGUUGAUAUUUGAAAUCACCUAAACAAACACGCCCCUACCCCAACAGAAUCUGGACCUUCUUUUAACUCUUUCCCCGCCAGCAUUUUUUAAAAAGUUGCCAGCCAGCGCCAGCAUUUUUCAUGAUUUUCACAAAAGUUGAAUGCCUUCCAGAAAAUGUUCUUCUUUAAAUAUAUAAACAAACAAUAUAUCAGAUGAAAGAACAGACCCUCUGCUUUCAAAAAAAAAAAAACGACUUUUGAUAGAGAUCAAAUGCAGAACGAUCUUUAAAACAUACACAGAGUUCUUUCUCUUUCACGUGAGGCGCUACUUCCGGGUUGUAUAAGUUGCGGUAUUGCGGAAAGACGGAAAACCGGGAAGCGUUUUGUGAAAGAGUUAAUAAUCCCAACCAACACAUACACAAUAACAAUGUUGGUUAGUAGACAUGCACCUUACUGCUGAUUGGCUACAAGUGUGUUUUUCAAAAAUCACUCACCCCGCCUUUAAAAGGAUGAAUCUUACUAAGUAAAGCAAAUGGAUAUGUUACAUUAUAUUGUCCUGAAGAUGUAUUAGUAUUAAUAAUUGUGAUAUUUGUGCAUUACACUUCCUAGUGUUCAACUCAGAUAUUACUCAGACUGCCUUUAACAUGUCUGUUACGCAAAACACAAUAAAUACAUUUUGACUUUUAGACUUUUAGUUUGUCUGCUGGUACAGAGCAAGGCAACAACACUUAAAAUCAUUGAAUACCCAUUUUAAACAUACACAGUAGAUCUAAAUUCAGGUCAUAUACUGUAUGCUAAAAUCUUCUGCCUUUUUCUGUUUCCCUGUCUUUAUCACAUAAUGAUAAUACAUUAUACAAUAGAAAAUAUAUCAUUAGAUUUGUCCAACAUUUUAAAGAAGGUAGUCAAAGUAUCAAUUUAUAUUGUGAAAAAUAUAUAUUACAUUUUCAAAAUGCAAAAGCUAACAAAAAUGACUUGGAGUAUAUGUAAUAAAGUCUCUUUCACCCUAUUGU
Paramisgurnus dabryanus is the source of this 4109-nucleotide messenger RNA. RefSeq names its product cation/H+ exchanger protein 2 (gene cax2). Gene Ontology annotation, molecular function: calcium:proton antiporter activity. Gene Ontology annotation, cellular component: endomembrane system; membrane. Lineage: Eukaryota; Metazoa; Chordata; Actinopteri; Cypriniformes; Cobitidae. The record is from RefSeq and is a predicted model, not a curated record. Gene Ontology annotation, biological process: intracellular calcium ion homeostasis; calcium ion transmembrane transport.